Amphibalanus amphitrite is the source of this 2263-nucleotide messenger RNA. RefSeq names its product MFS-type transporter SLC18B1-like. The coding region runs from base 463 to 1914 and encodes 483 amino acids. The record is from RefSeq and is a predicted model, not a curated record. Gene Ontology annotation, biological process: transmembrane transport. The transcript has a single exon. NCBI's taxonomy places the organism in Eukaryota, Metazoa, Arthropoda, Thecostraca, Balanomorpha, Balanidae. Gene Ontology annotation, molecular function: transmembrane transporter activity.
CGGCGGACGGACCCUGGCGCCGCGCCACCGCCAGCACCGCCAGACGGACCGACCGAGCCGCACCGCACAGACGGCCUGGGUGCGCCCCUGCCGACCGGGCCAGCACCCCAUCCGCCCGGCAUUCAACGACCGCUAGACGGGCGCGCCGGUCCCGGAGUGCGCAUGUUUCGGAGAAGUGCAAGUUGUCUCGCAGUGAGGGCACUGGAUCAGUGUCCACGGUGAACGUGGAUGCGGUGGACGGUGACCUGCAGACGAACAGCUAUUGUGAAGUUUGUGAUGUGGGCAGAUCCAGGGCAAAUGGACCAGCGGCGUCUUCGUGACAGAACGAACUGAGACGGACGAGCGUACUGCUGCGCCGCAGACCAUCAGGAGUCAGGACUCUGCUGCAGGAGCAGGACGGGACCAUUAGCGGAUCAGGACAGCACCAGGAGCGGGCAAAGACAGGAUCAGGACAGAGCCAGGAUGACCGCCGAGGAGGGGGACCACUCGGAGCAGUCGCGGCUGCUCUCCAGCGCCGCGGACGGCCAGGACAGUUCUUACUCGGCGUGCAGUGAGCCCGGUGACGGGGCCGCGCAGCCCGGGGAGGGCGGCCCGCCGGCGCCGCUCAGCCGCGAGCAGCGGCUGCUGCUGGCCUGUCUGUGCGCCGGCAGCCUGCUCGGCGGCUGCCUGGUGGCCCUGAUGAUCCCGUUCUUCCCGGUGGAGGCGGCUCGGCGCGGCGUCUCCGAGACGGUGACGGGCGCGGUGUUCAGCUGUUUCGCGGCCACCCAGCUGCUGACGUACCCAGCGGUGGGCCGGGCCGUGCCGCGGCUGGGCGUCACGCGCUCCUACAGCGCCGGCCUGCUGCUGGCCGCGCUCUCCACCGCCGCCUUCGGCCUGCUGCCGCUGAUCGCCGACACCACCGCCUUCAUCGCCGCCUGCUUCGUGACGCGCGCCGUGGAGGCGGUGGCCACGUGUUUCAUCAACACGGCCUCGCUGACGGUGGUGGCGCACAGGUUCCCCGGCCGCACCAACACGGCCAUCGGCACCAUCGAGACCAUGACCGGCGUGGGCGUGUCGCUGGGCCCGGCGGUCGGCGGCGGCCUCUACCGGCUGGCCGGCUACGGGCUGCCGUUCUACGCGCUGGGCGGCCUGCUGGCCGCGGCCGCCGCCGUCACCGGCGCGCUGAUGCCGUCCGUGGCGCCGCCGGAGCGGCGCGCCGGCCCGCUGUGGCCGCUGGUGCGCGUGCUGCUCACCACCGGCGAGGCGUGGCUCUGCUGCCUGGUGCUGCUGGCCGUCUCCAUGAACUGGACGGCCAUCGACCCCGGCAUCGGGCCCUACGUGCUGUCGGCGGUCGGCGUCUCGCCCUCGGAGCUGGGCCUGUUCUUCCUGGGCGCCACCGGCACCUUCUGCGUGUUCAGCCUGGCCUGGGGCCGGCUGCACGACCGCGUCCGCAACACGUACCUGCUGGUGACGCCGUGUCUUCUGGGCGCCGCCGGCGGCCUGCUGCUGAUGGCGCCCUCGCCGCUGCUGCCGCUGCCGCCCUCCCGCUGGCUGCUCGGGGUCGGCAUGACGCUCAAGGAGCUGUGCCAGGGCGGCGCCUACAUCCCCAUCUUCAGCCGGCUGCUGAUGGCCUGCACACGCGGCGGCCUCGACUCGAGCGUGCACACGCAGGCGUUUGUGUCCAGCGCGUUCUGGACGGUGUUCUCGGUGGGUAACGUGGUCGGCCCGACGGUGGGCGGGGCGCUCAUCGACCGCUGGAGCUUCCCGGUGCUCACCACUGCGCUGGCCGGCUUCAGUGUGCUGGCGGCGGCCGCCAGCGGCGCCCAGGCGCUGCGCAUUCAGCUGGCGCUCAACAGGGAGCCAGUGGUGCGGCGGGAGACGGAGGCUGACCGCCCUGACGGCGAUCAGACGGCCAGACGGUCAGAGGAGGGGUGAGGGUCGGUCAGACAGACGGCCAGGGGGAGCCUGACGGCGGUCAGUCGGACAGACGGCCGGGGGAAGGGUCACCUCAGUGGACAGACGGCCAGUGGAGGGGUCAGGUCUGACGGAUAGACGGCCAGUGGGGUGCUGAGGCCGGCCGGACUGAAGACCAGGGAGCGGUGAGCCAGCCAAACCAGGGGUUAGUGGGGAGCGCUGACCGCAGCUGAUCGACUGAUGUCGCCAGGCAGCUCAGGACGAGUCAGUGGUCAUACGAUCAUACCGGAUCAUUUACACCAGAGCGGGCCGGGCCGAUACACAUUGCCGGCUUACCUGAAGCCAUGUUAGUGCGGUCAUUGCCCCCCCC